Molecule: messenger RNA, 1325 nt
Organism: Arachis ipaensis
Lineage: Eukaryota; Viridiplantae; Streptophyta; Magnoliopsida; Fabales; Fabaceae
Source: RefSeq, a predicted model, not a curated record
UCAAGAAGAGAUUUUUAGAACUCAAACUAAAACGCUCAUGAUGUCUAAUUGACGGCAAGAUAACAUUGAAUCACUUUUAUAAACGUUAGGGAUACAAAUAGGACGAUUUAAACGUUAGGGACACAAAUAGAAUUUACCCCAAACAUUGGGAACAAAAACGAUACUUUACUCGAUCCAUAUUUAUUUAGAAUGCAAUAAUCAAAUGUCAAUUGAAGUCACUAUAUACAAACAUUUCCCUUCUUAAAAAUAUCAUCAAACCAUAACACAUGCUCCUUGUUCUCCAGAAUUGUUUGGCAGAGGAUGUAUUAAACAAAAUGUCACAACAAUCAUGCAUUUCCACUUUUGAAACCUCUCUUAGUUUACAAACCUGCCAUCAAUUUUCUUUUGUUCAAAUCAUACCUGCAAUGCAACCAUUUCAAUUGGUAAUAGAGUAAUGACUUCAAGCUUAUACAUAUACAUAUUAGACAAAAUCCUUGUUUACUAUAUAUAUUGUUAACAUGUCUUAGAAAGUUGUAUCUACAACUUGCCAAAAGCCAUUUCAAUUAACUGAAGGUGGAAUGACACUUGUCAUUGAAACUUCGAUUCUUUUGUUACUAACCUUCUCAACCUGGUGUUUCUCAAUAUCUAUCAGCACCAAUUCUUCAACAACCACAUCCUUGGCUAAAUUACCAAAUGCUACAACUGCAAAACCUAAAAGAUUGGUCACCAAACUCAUUCAUCAAAGAUCUGUUCACCAUCCACACUACAACCAAAGUGAAACAGCCAAAGAAAGGAUCGAACUCGACAUCCAGCAUUCCAUUGCACGUGUCAUGUAUUUGCAUGCGAGGAUUGAAGGAACUAUGGCCACCAGCGACCAUAGGACUCAACUUUCUCCCUCCUCGUCUGGUAGAACGAUAAUGGCAAAUAUCUCGGUAGGCCAACCUCCCACCCCACAGCUAGUUGUGAUGGACACUGCCAGCGAAAUCUUCUGGAUUAUGUGCAACCCUUGCACGAAUUGUGAUCAACAUUUGGGUCAACUUUUUGGCCCUUCAAAGUCUUCCACCUACACCCAAUUAUGCAGGACACCUUGCGGCUUUCGAGGCUGCAAUUGCCACCCCUUGGAUAGGUCACCGUUCAGUAUCACUUAUGCAGACAAUUCGUCUGCAUCAGGAACCCUUGACUAUGAAACGCUAGUCUUUGAGACAUCUGACGAAGGUUCCAUUCAAAUACCAAACAUAGAAAUUCGGGUGUGGCCGCGCCACUGUGUACAAUAAUGAUCCAGGGUAUAAUGGAAUACUAGGACUAAACGAUGCACCUAUGUCUUUGGCAUCACAAAUAGGCCAUAA